This is a messenger RNA of Cucumis sativus (cucumber), 1632 nucleotides long. RefSeq names its product protein FEZ. The coding region runs from base 192 to 1364 and encodes 390 amino acids. The transcript has 3 exons. The record is from RefSeq and is a predicted model, not a curated record. Gene Ontology annotation, molecular function: DNA binding. Gene Ontology annotation, biological process: regulation of DNA-templated transcription. NCBI's taxonomy places the organism in Eukaryota, Viridiplantae, Streptophyta, Magnoliopsida, Cucurbitales, Cucurbitaceae.
UUUAAUUACCAACAACCUCUCUCUCUUCUUUUUGCUUCUGCAAUUUUUAGUUAUCUUCUUCCUUUUCACUACUCUUCACCCUCUUUUUAGGGUUUUCUUACUUACAAAGCAAGUUCACAACUUUAGGGUUUUUUUCCUUUUUUUUCAAUCUCUCACACCCCUCUUUUUAGGGUUUGUUAUAUAUAUUAUUUAUGGAGGAGAGAAAUGAUAGUGACAAAGUAGAAGAGGUAAUGUUGCCAGGGUUUCGUUUUCAUCCAACCGAUGAAGAACUUGUUGGGUUUUACCUAAAGAGAAAGAUUCAACAGAAACCUCUUCUUAUUGAACUCAUCAAACAAAUUGACAUCUACAAAUAUGAUCCGUGGGAUCUCCCAAAGUUGGGUGGUACUGGAGAAAAAGAAUGGUAUUUCUAUUGUCCAAGAGAUAGAAAAUAUAGGAAUAGUGCAAGGCCAAACCGAGUAACUGGAGCUGGGUUUUGGAAGGCCACAGGAACCGACCGUCCUAUUUACUCUUCUGAUGGAACCAAGUGCAUUGGACUCAAGAAAUCACUUGUUUUCUAUAAAGGGAGAGCUGCUAAAGGUGUCAAAACUGAUUGGAUGAUGCAUGAGUUUCGUCUACCUUCUCUCAAUGAUCCACUUCCAACUAAAAGACUCAUUGACAAGCCCAUUCCUCCCAAUGACUCAUGGGCAAUAUGUAGGAUAUUCAAGAAAACCAAUUCCACAGCUCAAAGAGCUUUAUCUCUUUCAUCUAACAAUAUGAUCCCACCAUUAUUAUCUGAAACCAACACAUCUGAUGAUAAUAAUAAUAAUCAUCAUCAUAAUCCUUAUAAUAAUUUCCCCACAAAAUUUCCCACUCUACUACCCUCCUUUGAAUCCCACCAAUAUUCUUCCAUUUCCAACAAUAAUAUUACUUACCCUAACUUUGACUUUGUUGCCUCAUGUAAGCCAUUCAACUCUCAAAUAAUUUCCAAUAAUAGAUCAUUCUCUCAUCUCCCAAUUUUGGCUGAACCACCACCACCACCAUCCAACACCACUGACCAAGAAAAAUGUAGAGUUGAUCUUUCUUCAAUUUUGCUCAACAUGUCAUCAUCAGUGCUUGGAGAUUUUGGGAUUAUGAAGCCUAAUGACACUGUAGAUUUGCAUGCUCAACAUCAACAGUUCAUGAACAAUUAUCCACAAACAUUUUCACAUGAUCAAAUGCAAGGAGCUGCUAGUGACCAGUUUGUUGGAGCCAUAAGAUCCAAUGUUAUUGGAUCUUAUCCUUUGAAUAUUAGUGAUUUGGGGAAGCCAAAUUUUAUAUGGGAUUCUUCUUCUUCAUGCCCUAGUGAAGUUUCAACAAGUUUGUCUACAACUAAUUGCUACACUUGAUGAUGGAGUAAGUAGUUGAGUAUGUAGAAUAAUCUUAAGUGCUUUUAACUUUUUUUUUUUUUUUUCAAUUUAGGGUCCUUAAUUGUUGUAGAAGCUACAAAUAGCUUAAUUAGGGCUUAGUUUUAAUUAAUAUGGUAGGGAAAAUGGUCUUGAGUUUAUUUGUAAAAGCUCUUGUAUCAUAUGGGAUAAUGUUUAUUUUUGUAAACUCACUUAUAGUGUUUUUAUAAAAAUUUGUCCAAAAUAUCUAUGUUGAUGAGUAUAUUUUUAA